ACGAAGUUUGGAAUCCAUAUCUGAACACAAGACAAAGAGAUCUUUCUCGCCAACUUUCUCGCUCAGCAGGAACAGCAAAUACAGUUCCUCUUUGGAAUCUUUCUCCUCCGAUCAAACCGACUAUGCCACAAGAAGCACUACUGAUGUGAAAGAAGAAAAGACCAUCCAGAGUCCAGCUUCUAGUUAUCUGAGUUGGAUAGAAACUGUGAAUAGCGAAUUUUUUGAGAGUGUCUGUUCCGAAACUCUGUCCAACGAUUUUGAUAACAAAGUGGGCGAAUGGAACAACUUUUGGUUGAACUAUAAUAGCGCUAGGAAUCCGUAUUUGUCCGGUUCUUACCGAAGCGUCGUCGAAAAAGUGGGAGAUGAUAAUUCAGACGCGAGGAGCAGCGGAAGUACCCAAAAAGAUAUCAGCGAUGGAAAUUCCGGAGAAUACAUAUCACUCAGUUUUAAUGAAGUUCAUGAGAUCAUCAAUCAUUCGAAGAAAAUAACAGAAAUAUUACAGAAGGCUCUCACAAGGAACGAUCAAGAAUUAGAUAAUUCGAAUAACGAAAAUUCGGUCAAUACCCAAAUUUUUUCUCGUCAGAAUUCCUCCCUAAGAGACGAGAAUGGGAUUGAGUUGCUGAAAGAGGAUCUGAAGAAAUUAUCCAAAGACAGAUCUCCUAACAACAUAUCCUCUCAAGAUUUGAUCAAUCAAAAAGAACUAUUAAAAUCAACGGUUCAAUCGUCUAGCGCAAGUUGCAUCAACGCUUUAUUGAGUUCAAGCGUUGCAGACCUACUGAAAAAGGUCAUCAAUAAGAGAAGAGAUGUGGUAACUCCUGAUGAUCUCUCCUCCAUGACUCGACGAAGUUUUUCUGAAUGGAGCAGUAAAUGAUUUUUAGUCAUAAAAUAUUUUUAUAGGAGUAAAUAUCACAUAUCGUGUAUAUACUAUAAUUUAUGUUCAC
Molecule: messenger RNA, 941 nt
Organism: Leptinotarsa decemlineata (Colorado potato beetle)
Lineage: Eukaryota; Metazoa; Arthropoda; Insecta; Coleoptera; Chrysomelidae
Source: RefSeq, a predicted model, not a curated record